Messenger RNA from Lineus longissimus, 2223 nucleotides. Its product is annotated as PRKCA-binding protein-like. The transcript is spliced from 10 exons. Lineage: Eukaryota; Metazoa; Nemertea; Pilidiophora; Heteronemertea; Lineidae. The coding region runs from base 432 to 1730 and encodes 432 amino acids. The record is from RefSeq and is a predicted model, not a curated record. Gene Ontology annotation, biological process: intracellular protein transport; dendritic spine maintenance; positive regulation of receptor internalization. Gene Ontology annotation, cellular component: postsynaptic density; trans-Golgi network membrane; synaptic vesicle. Gene Ontology annotation, molecular function: protein kinase C binding; protein domain specific binding; phospholipid binding.
UAAACAAGGCAUGUGAAUCCUUGAGAACGAGGCAUUUAUCAUGAAUAUUUAGGCCCGGAAAUGAUUUUCACAGUGUGAUUAUCAUAAUGGGACCAGCAGCUGUCUGGGUGCAUAAUGGUUGGAUGAUCAGCUUUUACUAGGCCUAUGCUCAUUAGAUAACAGGGUGGAACGCUCAGCAGGCCUAUAUUGUAUGCCCAUGUAUUAGCAAUCAUCUGCAAAGUGGGGAGCUGAACAAUCAUAUGGAAUACCACACAAAGGACUUGGACUGUUGGAGUAUGCACAACAAUUCGAUCAAAUCAAAUUCAGUGUGAUGCCUGUCUUAGUCCAGAGAUUAUGUGGUGACUUUGCUUGAACUGUGGUUGUGAUGAAAUUUUCUCAACAUCAUCUAUGAUAUUUGGUCAUUUUUUGCACUAGGUGACCACGGCUCUAAAAUGUCAAGAAAGAAGGAUUAUGACCAUGACUAUGUCCCCUUGGAACAGGAUGAUAUGGACGGUUUCUUGACUAACACUGAUAAAUAUGUGCCAUUACCAUGGGAAAAUAGAAUGGGCAUGACAGUGUCCUCAGGAUCUGUCAAACUCAAGAAGGAUUCCCAAAACCUGAUCGGUAUCAGCAUUGGUGGUGGCGCCCCCUUAUGCCCAUGUCUGUACGUUGUCCAGGUGUUCGAUAACACCCCAGCUGCGAAGGAGGGGACACUGGCAUCAGGAGAUGAGAUUGUCGGAGUUGCUGGUCAGUCAGUCAAGGGGAGGACCAAGGUGGAAGUGGCUCGGAUGAUACAGGGAGUCAAGGCGGAAGUCACAAUCAACUACAACAAACUUCAUGCUGAUCCAAAGCAGGGCAAAACACUUGAUAUUGUCCUCAAGAAGGUGAAACAUCGGGUGGUGGAGAACAUGCAUUCUGGGACGGCUGAUGCCUUGGGUCUGAGUAGGGCUAUUCUCUGCAACGAUGGCCUUGUGAAGAAGCUUGAGGAAUUGGAGAAGACGGCCGGCAUGUAUAAAGGCAUGAUGGAAAAUACCAAACGAUUGCUGAAGGCAUUCUUUGAUUUAUCACAAACACAUAGAGAAUUUGGUGAAGUAUUUGCCAGUAUAGGAGUACGGGAACCUCAGCCCACUGCCAGUGAAGCGUUCACCAUCUUUGGUGAAGCCCACAGAAAGAUUGAGCGAUAUGCCAUCACCAUGUUGAAGACCGUGAAACCUAUGAUCAGUGAUUUGAAUACAUAUCUAAACAAAGCAGUGCCCGACACUCGUCUCACCAUCAAGAAAUAUCUGGAUGCCAAGUUUGAGUAUUUGUCGUACUGCCUGAAGGUGAAGGAAAUGGAUGAUGAAGAAUACAGUUACGCUGCCUUACAAGAACCAUUAUACCGGGUGGAGACAGGAAAUUAUGAAUACAGAUUGGUGCUACGAUGUCGUCAGGAUGCGCGGACAAGAUUUGCCAAGAUGAGGAGUGACGUCCUCGUCAAGAUCGAGCUGCUCGACAACAAACAUGUCCAAGAUAUUGUGUUCCAAUUGCAAAGAUUGGUGGCAGCUAUGUCCAAGUAUCACACUGAAUGUCAUGUGGUCUUAAAGGAGGCUGACGUCUUCCCCAUUGAAGUUGAUCUUUCCCGCAGCACGUUCACUUAUGAUAAAUCAAACCAGUUUAAUGAUGAGGAGGACGAAGAUGACGAUGAAGUGCUUGAGGUGGCUGAGGAACCAACAACGCCAACUAGCGAGAUGAAUCUCAUUAGUACGGAAUAGACAAUUUGAUCGUGAGCUGGGCAGGGUUGUUCAGGGCCCCUCCCCGCCCAAAUUUUGAAAAGAGCUAUGGACAAGAAAUAGUUUUAAAUUUUGCCCGGCCUUAUAUUAUGCUACUGCCAGCCAAGUCUCUUAAAAAGAUAUGGAUGUUCUUGGGAACAAAAUGUAUUGAUGAUAUCUCUAGAAGAGAUGGGUUUGGGUAAAAUCAGUAAAUGCGGGUACUGGGCAUCAUGUCUUUUGAUGCCAUCAAGUGCUGCGGGUACUGGGCAUCAUGUCUUUUGAUGCCAUCAAGUGCUGCGGGUACUGGGCAUCAUGUCUUUUGAUGCCAUCAAGUGCUGCGGGUACUGGGCAUCAUGUCUUUUGAUGCCAUCAAGUGCUGCGGGUACUGGGCAUCAUGUCUUUUGAUGCCAUCAAGUGCUGCGGGUACUGGGCAUCAUGUCUUUUGAUGCCAUCAAGUGCUGCGGGUACUGGGCAUCAUGUCUUUUGAUGCCAUCAA